This is a messenger RNA of Acanthoscelides obtectus, 395 nucleotides long. Lineage: Eukaryota; Metazoa; Arthropoda; Insecta; Coleoptera; Chrysomelidae. The record is from the annotation of a GenBank genome assembly.
GUAUGGUCGACAAUCAAUAUAUAGAUGAAGUUUUACGAAAUACAGUCAGGUUCCAAACAAAAGCUUCUAAAAUUGUCCAUACCAAUUUUGAAAUUCAGAAGGCAUUAAAGGAAAUAAUUGGGAAACUAACACGACGAGGCAAAAAGUUAUAUGGAUAUCAACUAAAUUGAUAAUCGAAAUAAUUGACAGGUAAAUAACUGUGGCAUGCUGGUGGAUUAUAGAUUUUCGAUUUUCCAAAUGAGCCCAGAAUUGUGGAACGACUUGAUUUUUCUUCACCUGAUACAAUUACUCUGAGCAGUGACGGCCGAGGUUUUCUAGGGGUUUCCCUCGCCCAAGUGCGAAUGCAGUCACCAAAAACCAUAUUCCCCUAAUAAAUAGUAGGGAGGAUGAAAAUC